Molecule: messenger RNA, 1809 nt
Organism: Cercospora beticola
Lineage: Eukaryota; Fungi; Ascomycota; Dothideomycetes; Mycosphaerellales; Mycosphaerellaceae
Source: RefSeq, a predicted model, not a curated record
AUGAUGUUCGAUCCACCAAUGCCGUCGCAAUUCGAUGGGUUUCCUGACGACGGUUACUACGACGCUCCUAUCAAUAGGAAGGAUAAAAAGGAUAAGACCAAAAAUGAAAGAAACCCCACCACGGGCAUCGUGGCCAUGUACGAGGGCUGCGUCUUGCAGAAAGCCCCAGCGCGGCCUGGCGAAUUCGAGAGCUGGGCUCGACCAGAUCACGAGCCUCUUCAUAGUGGCGACAUCGAGCUUGCACAGCUGUCGCGAAAGUAUCGCAAAGAAGUUGGCGAUCCUCUUGACGCGUUCGCUCAGCUUAGUCGCGACCAGAAAGGUGCGGUCAACCGUUAUAUCGAAGCCAGGCAGUCUCAAGAAGACGACGAGCACGCCGAGUGGACUCUGGACUGCGUCUAUCGACACAAACGUUCAGUCGUCGUGAAAAAUGCUUGGACUCGAGCCAAACCCGAGAUCAGAAGUAUUACCGUCAUCAUAAAACGACAGGACCGCAAGAUUCCAGGCAUAGCCUAUACACGCGACAUCAUCGACAUCAACGGACCGCACAAGAAGACCAAGGACGGUAGAAAGGACAACAAGAAGCACAGGGACAAGGACAUGUUCAUCCCUCCUUUUGAUGAUUUCACGCCACUCAGCUUCGGUCCCGGUCCGCCACACAACGCCGAUAUAUUACAUGUGCCUCCCCCACCACCUCCUCUGCCUGCUACCGGCGGCCAACGUUUUGACUUUCCACCGCCGCCGCCGCCGCCUCCUCAUGCUGGUGCAAUACACGUUGACCAGUUCCACCCGCCUCAGCAUGGUCCGUCGAAUCCGUUUGAGCCUCUCCCGCAUCUGAACACGCCGAAUCUCUACGAGAGCAGCUUCCAGCCUCCAAUGAAUGUCGAUCCCCAAUUUCAGACCCGUAGGCAGACACCUAUCCUGGAAGACCGCCGCUCUCGUUCUCUGUCGCGCGACCGGCGCCGGCAAUCGCGGGAGCGGCGAAGAUACCAGGAGCAGGAAGAAGCUCGUCGUCGCGAAGAUGCUCUCCGCUUAGAGCAGGAGGAAAGGCACGAAGAAGACCGUCGCCAGCAGCGCAUCAACCAGCAACGAACCGAGCGCAUGCUCGACGAGAUUCAGGGCAACAUGCAGGAGCAGCAGGACCAGAUGCAUCAACUCACUGGACAGUUCGCGCAGCUCAACUAUGGACGGUCGCGCUACAGUGCCUCCAGCGAAGGAUCGCAACACCGCGACCAUCUCGAUAAAGUCGACAUGUGGAGUCUCCCAUCGGGCGGUAGCUUCACUCCGCCUUCGUCGCCAGGCACAAGAAGUCCUGCCAUGCCUAGCGGUACACUUGGCCGGAAAUUCUACCACGAUCAAGUUCGCAAAAUUUAUCCCAUCGAACGUCGCAACAGUAGCUACCAUCGCGACAAAAUGGUCGUGCUUGAGCCUUAUGCCACUCUACCUCGCGGCCGAGACGCGUAUCAGCAAGGUCGUCGACGGGACAGCGCCAAUCUAGAAGACGACUACCCGCAUCCCCCAGCACCCAUGCCUCCGAUGGAUCCUGGACGCCGUCAUCGUCCGCAGAUCCACCAACGUGCUGCGACGUUUGCGAAUGAUGACCAUCCCUUCCAGCCUUUGGCUCUACCGCAGUAUGCGACGCAGGAGUAUGCGCAGUUCGGUACGCACCAACGACGUGGAAGAGAGGAGAGGAAGAGGCGGGAUAGCGACCUUUAUGGCAGGCCGAGAGAGGUACCAGUCGCAUAUGUAUAUGCCGAAGAGAGGGAUCGCAGAGGCGGACGCAGAUCUGAUCGGAUUCCAUUUGGUUUUUGA